This is a messenger RNA of Aspergillus glaucus CBS 516.65, 356 nucleotides long. RefSeq lists its product as uncharacterized. The transcript is spliced from 3 exons. The record is from RefSeq and is a predicted model, not a curated record. Lineage: Eukaryota; Fungi; Ascomycota; Eurotiomycetes; Eurotiales; Aspergillaceae. Bases 75 to 326 code for a protein of 83 amino acids.
AAGUCCCUCUAUCCGGUCACUUCCAAGCAAACCACAAUCAACCCGAUUCUCAAAGGAAACAAAAAAAAGCGAAAAUGAGACUCAACGCCCUCUACCUUAUCACCCUCACUCUAACCCUAACAACCGCGCGCGCCCUCCCCUCCAACAACGGCAUCGGCCCGAUAAUCAUCGAACCCGUCGACGAGCGAACGAACCGUUUUGUUGGCCCGGGGUCGGAUCUUGAGAAGUGUGGCUCGGAUAUGGAUUGUCAAUUUUUGUCGUGCGCUGGUGGUAUGAAGCCAAAGUGUGAGGUAGAGGCUGCUGUUCCGUUCUGUCGCUGCAAGUAACGAGUAGACUUUAUAGUCCUGGUUAAAUAU